Messenger RNA from Plutella xylostella (diamondback moth), 1799 nucleotides. The record is from RefSeq and is a predicted model, not a curated record. Lineage: Eukaryota; Metazoa; Arthropoda; Insecta; Lepidoptera; Plutellidae.
CAAAGUUGACAUUUCAUUUUGAUGACCGCUCCGCUUAUCGGACAUAACCUAUUAUUUUGCGGUUUUUGCUAAAGAUAUUGUUUAAAAUAGAUAGUUACAUUGUGUACCAACACUAAGAAACUCGUUUAUUACACGUUUGUUAUUACAGAGAAUCACAAUGGGUGUAUCAGAAGAGACAAAGAUGGCAGCCGAAGGUGACAAUGCCAGCAAGAAGGCAGCAAAGAAGGCCGCCAAGGCCGCUGAGAAACAACAGAAGAAAGCGGAACACAAGGCAGCAUCAGGCCAAGCUGCACCAGAAGCCACCGAGGAGCCGGAUGUAUCCCUCGGCAUGUAUGGCACCUACAAGAUGAUCCAGUCUUCCGGAGAGAACCGCGGGAGGGUGUACACUGAUGUGAAGGAUCUGUCGCCUGCUCUGGUUGGGCAGACUGUUUGGGUUCGUGCCCGUCUCCAAACCUCGCGUGCUAAAGGCAAGCAGUGCUUCGCGGUGCUGCGUCAGACGUCCAGCACAGUGCAGCUGAUCGCAAGCGUGGACCAGAGCACCAGCAAGCAGAUGGUCAAGUUCAUUGGCAACAUCCCCAAAGAGUCGAUAGUGGAUGUCGAAGGCUCGGUGGUCAAGCCCGUGUCCCCUGUAGCCUCGUGCACGGUACAAGCGGUGGAACUGAGAGCUAAACAACUGUGGGCGGUGUCGGCUGCGCGGGCGCAACUGCCGUUGCUGUUGGAAGACGCGGCUAGGCCUGUUAAUGAGGAAUCAGACGCCGAAGGCCUAAACAUUAGGGUGAAUCAAGACACGCGCCUCGACAACCGGGUCAUUGACCUGCGCACGCCGGCCAAUCAGGCCAUCUUCAGGAUUGAAGCGGCUGUUUGCAGGCUGUUCCGAGACUUGCUCACUAAACAAGGUUUCGUCGAAAUCCACACUCCUAAGAUCAUCCCGGCGGCCUCCGAGGGCGGUGCUAAUGUGUUCACCGUAUCCUACUUCAAGGGAUCAGCGUACUUGGCACAGAGUCCGCAGCUGUACAAGCAGAUGGCCAUAGCCGCCGACUUCGACAAGGUAUUCACAGUGGGCGCAGUAUUCCGUGCAGAAGACUCCAACACGCACCGGCACCUGACUGAGUUCGUGGGGCUGGACCUGGAGAUGGCGUUCAAGUUCCACUACCACGAGGUGCUGGAUGUGAUCGGACAGACCUUCACUGACAUCUUCAGAGGGCUACGGGACCAAUGCGCGGCUGAAAUCGAGGCGGUGCGUCAGCAGUACAAGGUGGAGCCCUUCAAGUUCCUGGACCCGCCGCUCAAGCUGGAGUUCCCGCAGGCUAUAGCCAUGCUGAAGGAAGCCGGAGUAACAAUAGGCGAAGAAGACGACUUAUCGACCCCUGAUGAAAAACUCCUCGGUCGCCUAGUGAAGGCGAAGUACGACACGGACUUCUACAUACUGGACAAGUACCCGCUGGCUGUGAGGCCGUUCUACACCAUGCCCGACCCCAACAACCCGAAAUCAUCCAACUCGUACGACAUGUUCAUGCGCGGGGAGGAGAUCCUGAGCGGCGCGCAGCGCAUCCACGACCCCGACUACCUCACCGAGAGGGCCAAGCACCACGCUAUUGACACCGAGAAAAUUGCUGCCUACAUCGAAGCUUUCCGGCUAGGAUGUCCCCCGCAUGCCGGUGGCGGCAUCGGCAUGGAGCGCGUGGUGAUGCUGUACCUCGGGCUCGACAACAUCCGGAAGACCUCCAUGUUCCCCAGAGACCCUAAGAGGAUCACGCCCUAAGGAUAUGUGCAAGAAAAAUACACAAGCGAGUACUGAA